UACGUCUAGUUGCGUCAACGCUGCCUUGAUUACGGAAAAGGAAGAAGAAGUAAAUGGUAAACAAAAAUGUCUAUCGUCUUUGUUCCAAAGAAAUUGCGAGGAAAGGCGAAAGUCAAUCAGGAAACAAUACAGAGGUUGCUGGAUGAAAAUGACCAGUUAAUCAGAUGCAUCACUGAAUACAUGCAGAAAGGACGCGCAGUGGAGUGUGUACAAUACCAACAGAUCCUGCACCGCAACAUCGUCUAUCUGGCAACCAUAGCUGAUGCCAGCCCUGACAUAAUGCCACCGCCCUCCUCAGAUGUUGCAUCUAAUGCAACUACACCCUCCACACCAGCUAUGAAUGGGUAUGGAGGAACAUGACGACGGCAUGAUGUUGACAACGAUUUCAUAUUACAAGGACAUUUUUUUAUGUACAUUCUGAACUGUUAUGUCUUUCAAUCCAGGAUCACUGGUGUUUCAGUUCAGUAAUGCUACACUGAAUUGUAAAGAACUCUUAGGUUUGUGGUAUCCUCUGAAAUGCAUAGUAAAACAUCUUCUAUUUUUGAAAGUA
Messenger RNA from Monopterus albus (swamp eel), 550 nucleotides. RefSeq names its product ss18, like 2 (gene ss18l2). The record is from RefSeq and is a predicted model, not a curated record. Lineage: Eukaryota; Metazoa; Chordata; Actinopteri; Synbranchiformes; Synbranchidae. The coding region runs from base 67 to 360 and encodes 97 amino acids. The transcript has 4 exons.